Durio zibethinus is the source of this 1180-nucleotide messenger RNA. RefSeq names its product vacuolar protein sorting-associated protein 32 homolog 2. The record is from RefSeq and is a predicted model, not a curated record. Lineage: Eukaryota; Viridiplantae; Streptophyta; Magnoliopsida; Malvales; Malvaceae. Gene Ontology annotation, biological process: vesicle budding from membrane; late endosome to vacuole transport via multivesicular body sorting pathway. Gene Ontology annotation, cellular component: cytoplasmic side of plasma membrane; multivesicular body; ESCRT III complex.
CAACUGCAGCUUCCCUUCUAACACAACACGAUUAAGGAGAAUACCCAAAAAAAAUCCCACUUCCCCUUUUUAAUCUUUCUCCAAGAAUUCCCCAGAUCUCUCUCCCUCUCUCAGCUUCCCACAUCCCUAAUUUCUCAAUCUUACAGAAGAUCGGGGGUUUAAUCGCAAAGAAUUAACCAUGUUUAACCGGCUUUUCGGGAAACCCAAACAGGAAACAAAUGCUCUAACCACGUUAGACAAAUUAAAUGAGACCCUUGAAAUGCUAGAGAAGAAGGAAAAAGUACUUGUGAAAAAGGCUGCUGCAGAGGUUGAAAAGGCAAAGGAAUUUGCCAAAGGGAGAAACAAGAGAGCGGCUAUACAGUGCUUGAAGAGAAAGAGACUAUAUGAACAGCAAAUAGAACAACUUGGAAACUUCCAGCUUCGUAUUCAUGAUCAAAUGAUAAUGUUAGAAGGUGCUAAAGCCACAACCGAGACUGUAGAUGCAUUGAGAAGUGGAGCAUCUGCAAUGAAGGCAAUGCAGAAAGCAACGAAUAUAGAUGAUGUUGACAAAACAAUGGAUGAGAUUAAUGAACAAACCGAGAACAUGAAACAGAUUCAGGAAGCACUGUCAACUCCUAUUGGAGCUGCAGCUGAUUUUGACGAGGAUGAAUUGGAAGCAGAACUCGAAGAACUUGAAGGUGCUGAAUUGGAAGAACAGCUUCUUCAGCCUGCAACAACUGCUCCUGCAGCUCCAGUGCAGGUGCCUGCUGGUAGGCAACCAGCUCGUCCUGUUCCUCAAAAGCGCACAGCUGAAGAAGAUGAACUUGCUGCAUUGCAGGCUGAGAUGGCACUUUAAGGCAUCUAGUAGAGACUAGAGAACUGGUUUUAUUGCGUCUACUGCAGGUCAUGUUGCAAAAUACGAAAGAGAGGCCAUAUUGUAUUAUUGAGUCGACUCUUUUAAAUUUGUGUGCAUUUGAUGUUUUACAGACAAUGUACAUAAAGAUUGCAUGAACUAAACGAAGCUCCCCUUCUUUGUACUCUGCUUCCUGGAAUUUGUUUCCCAUCUUCUCUCCGUUUCUUGCUCUUUCAAUAAACACGUAAUUCUAUUCCGUCGGUCCUUGUAGCUAUCUUUACUUCCCUUGUAAUGUCAACUUCUUAGUUGAUAGUUAAUUAUCUAGAAAAGCACAUUUGAUGUUUUUCA